AGGAAUUAAAACUGUUCAAGAAAAACCAUGUCAUCUCCUUUCUCCUCUCUCAGCAAGGUUCGCAGAAUGCCACUUCAGUUGCAGCCAACAGAGAAAAAGGCAGUACCACUCCAGAUAAAUAUCCAGAAUGAAGAUGAAGCUGCUAUGAUGGAUGAAAUUCUGGGGCCAGGAGCUCAAAUGCCAGUACAAAUUAACUUGCCUUCUUGCUCAAAUGGAGCUACAGCACAAUCAGCUAUACCUGGAAAUGCUCCUACAGAUAUGGAGUUGAUGACUUCCAUGAUGCAGAAGAUUGCUUUUUUGGAGCAGAAAGUCAAGAGCCAAGCACAAGCCAUCCAGCAGAAGAAUAAGAAGAUCAGAGAAUUUGAGGAGCAGAUCAAAACCCUUCAGAAAGGAACAGAAAAAACUUCAUCAGAGAUGACCCAGGUUGAGGAACUGGAAAUGAUAUGCCUUCGGCUGCAACGUCAGGUUUGGGAAAUGGAGCAGUUUCUGAACGACUAUGGAUUGAUCUGGGUUGGAGAAGACCCAGUUUCUCUGAGAGUUCUGGAGUCACUAAAGGAAGAAGGGAGUCCAACGUCAAGGGCUUUCUGGAAACCAGGUGAUGCCAUUGUUUCAGAAACCCCAGUCAGUUUUGAUUUGGUUUUUGAGAAUCUGAAAGAUUUGAAUGUGCUGGCUGGAGAAGGUGUGUCCCAAAUCAAACACACUACAGGUGGAGCUCGGUUGAAGCGGUUGGAUUCCGUUCCUAUCACCUUCUAUCAGAAUGGGAUUGUCAUGUUCAGUGGACCUUUCCGGUCAUACAAAGAUCCUUCCACACAGCGUUGCCUGCAAGAUAUCAUGGAUGGCUUCUUUCCUUCUGAACUGCAGAGGCGUUACCCCGAUGGUGUUCCAUUUCAGGUCACCGACAAGAGAGAUGUCUUCUUUCAGGAAAGGAAGCUGCCAGGGUGUUUUCCUGGCUCUGGCCGGGCUGUUGGGCGUUCCAGACCAAGUGGAAUAAAGGAGACAAAUGAGAUCUCAGGUCCCAAGCUCACAGUGGAACAAUUUUUGAACAAACUUCCAAAAUCAGUGGUUCGAGAUGGACAAGUGAUAGAUAUCCGGGAAGAUGUUAAAAAAACCCUUCAGGGCCUGGGUGGAACACGAAGCCAUGAAGUGGUUCUGGUGGAGACGCCCAGCCUUGCAGCACUGAAGAAGAGACUGGAAGGAAAGCAAAAGAAAGAGAGGUCUGACCCCAACACUUCAACUCUUCGGAUAAAGUCAGAGGAUGGCGAGAAGACAUACAUUGUCACAAUGUCAUUCACAGAGACUAUUGGAGACCUGCGCCAAUAUCUUGCUCAGAACAGGGGCGAAGCAGUGGAGCCAUAUGAGAUCCUCAGCACUUUCCCCCUUCGAGUGUAUAACAACGAUGCUGUGCGCCUGGAGGAAUGUGGGCUGGUCCCCAACACUUUCCUUCUGCUGAGGAAAAAACUCCAACAAAAUCAGGAGGGGAAUAGCUGUAAUGGUUCACAGUAGAUGAUGCAUCAGACUUGGCUGCCGCUCAGCUAGGGCGUUGUGUGCCUUCUUCUCCUUCCCCAAGGUAGCUGCUCAGAUGAGAGCAAAAAGUCCAUUCG
Molecule: messenger RNA, 1601 nt
Organism: Candoia aspera
Lineage: Eukaryota; Metazoa; Chordata; Lepidosauria; Squamata; Candoiidae
Gene: UBXN11
Product: UBX domain protein 11
Exons: 14
Coding region: 28-1503 (491 amino acids)
Biological process (GO): proteasome-mediated ubiquitin-dependent protein catabolic process
Molecular function (GO): ubiquitin binding
Source: RefSeq, a predicted model, not a curated record